AUUGCGCCUGCGCAGAAUGACUGCUGUAAUGUUUGUGGUCAAUGCAAUUUAAAAAUCCAAUUAAUCUUGAAAAAAUCAUCACUAUGUUAACACAGAAGUAUAAUCUCUGUCUUUUUGAAUAUCAAUAAAAACAUUAUAACUGCUUCUUUUCCUAAUUCCUAAUGCAGCAGUUACGGGAAAAAUUAGUGGAAGUUGACAAAUAUCGUUCAUUGUUGUCGUUCAGCCUUUUCAGUUUCAAGAUGGCGAAUACUGCCCACCCUGGAAUCUGAGUGAAAUUUUGUACUAGCUUUACUUCCCUUGCAAGUGCUUCUGUUUUCCUCAAUUGGAAAACAUGGAGUUGCGAGUAGGAAAUAAAUACCGUCUUGGUCGCAAAAUAGGAAGUGGAUCGUUUGGUGAUAUAUAUAUGGGGACUAAUAUCACUACUGGUGAAGAAGUUGCAAUCAAGUUGGAAUGUGUGAAAACUAAACAUCCACAACUACAUAUAGAAAGCAAAUUCUACAGAAUGAUGCAGGGUGGAGUUGGAAUACCAACCAUCAAAUGGUGUGGCUCUGAAGGAGAUUAUAAUGUGAUGGUUAUGGAGCUUCUGGGACCAAGUUUGGAAGAUUUAUUUAAUUUCUGCAACCGGAAAUUUAGUUUAAAGACGGUAUUAUUAUUAGCUGAUCAGUUAGUCAGUAGAAUAGAAUAUAUUCAUAGCAAAAACUUUAUCCAUAGAGACAUAAAGCCUGACAAUUUUUUAAUGGGACUUGGCCAAAAAGGCAAUUUAGUGUACAUAAUAGACUUUGGACUAGCAAAAAAGUACCGUGAUUCUCGUACACAUCUGCAUAUUCCUUACAGAGAAAAUAAAAAUCUCACAGGCACAGCAAGAUAUGCAAGUAUAAAUACACAUCUAGGAAUUGAACAAAGUCGGCGGGAUGACUUGGAAUCUUUAGGCUAUGUCUUGAUGUACUUUAAUAGAGGCAGCUUACCAUGGCAAGGUCUAAGAGCAGCAACAAAACGGCAGAAGUAUGAAAGAAUAAGUGAGAAAAAGAUGUCCACGCCUAUUGAAGAACUAUGUAGAACAUUCCCAUCGGAAUUUGCCACUUACCUAAAUUACUGCAGAUCUCUACGGUUUGAAGAAAAACCCGAUUACUCAUACUUGCGGCAGCUUUUGAGGAAUUUAUUCCAUCGACAGGGAUUUACAUAUGAUUAUGUUUUUGAUUGGAAUAUGCUUAAAUUUGGUGGUAACCGUAAUAAACAGGAAAUGCAGGAGGAAAGAGAUCGCCGUGAUCGACAUCAUCAACAUACGAGUACUACCUCUCGUGGUGCACUUCCAGCUCCCACGACAGCUAGCAGUAGUCGCUUGCGAGGAGCUCCAGAUUCUGCCAGCCCAGCCACUGGUAGAUCUUUACCACACCACCUAGCUGCUUCUGCGAACAUGACACAAGCUAUUUCUGCAAGUGGGGGUCCUGCCCCUGCAGCAUCUGCAGCAGCAAUGGUGGCUGCAUCUCAUGCUGCUGUACCUCUACCGUCCGCCAUGCCGUGUAUGCGAUCACGGACCCGAUCUACUCCCCGUGCAGGUAUAACUGGUCAAGAACCAAAUUCUCAGAGAUGACCUGUGCUUUCGGGGACUGCUGAAUAGUUAAAAUUGAAAAGAAAAUAUUGAAAUUUGUACAAGAAUUUUUCUAUUUGAGGGGCCAGUUCAAUCUGUGCUUAAAAUUAAAAGGCAUGGUUGUUUCAUGCACUGAGCUCCACUGAAGAGUUUGAAGAAUAGAAAUUUUGUAUUGCUGUUCUAGGUGAUGCCAGUUGAAAGGACAAGCUUCCAUUGCAUGAACUUAGCUUCCUUUUCAUUAGGUUCAUUAAAAAUGUUUUGACUCAAAAUCUUGUAUAGUUCUCAUAUAUGAAUUAAAGUCAUUUGGUCAUUUUUUAUGGGUUUGAAUACUGUUAAGCAUUUUGCAUAGAUUUAAACUACAAAACAGUGAUUUAAAGGAAAUUUCCAUUGUGCAGCUUACUCUUGUUCUUGAAAAGUUAUGUUUUACCAUUAGCAUAUAACAUUUUGAAAAAAGGUACUAGAAUAACUUUCUUACUCUGUAUAUAUAUUUUUUUUGGCUAAUGUAUAAUUAAAAUAGGUGUUUAUAUGUUCAGGACAUUUUUAUUUAUUCUGUAUCCUUUGAUAUGUUUGUAAAAAAAAAAAAAAAAAAAAAAAAAAAAGUUUAUAAAAGGUAUAUGUUUACCAAUUUAAGUGCAAAGGAAUGUAACUUUUGUGAUUUUUCAGUUUUGCAUUGGGAAUUAACUCAAUAAAACUUUUCCUUUUCAUAACUGGAAAAGUAUAUAGUGCAAAGUAUUUUUAUAUGUUUCCAGCAAAAUAUUUUAUGGAUAAAAAUUUCUAAAAUGUGCAAUUAAACUGUAAAUACCAGUUGCCAUUUCUUUUGCAUUAACAGGAUAAUACUAAUUUACAUGGUAAUAUAAUGUAUUUUUAAUUGCAGAAUUCAUAGUUAGUCAGGUAAAAUAAAUGUAAUAAUUUGAUUUGGUUUUGAAUAUUUUCAGUAUUAUUUUCAUCAUGUAUUUUUCUUGAAAUGUAUUCCUACAGUGGAAAAGACAUUCUACUUUUAUCCUUGCAAAAAGUCUGUAAUUAUUUAAAGGUAUGAAUUUAAGUAUUGGUGUAGGGAUAUGCAGGUUAAGAGGUAAUGCUGCACUAAAGUCACUUUAUGUUACAAGUUUUUAAAUUAAGAUGUGCUCUGUGCAAGAUGUAAGGUGUGGCAUUAAAAUAUCAUAUCUACAGUUCAUGGCUGUUUCAUUGUUGAAAUUUUUAUAUAAUUUUAUGUAAUACUGAAAUUUUUUGUUGAGAGAAACUUAAUUUCUCUUCAAGAAAUCUGUGAUUCAUUGCUAUAACCAGUAAUAUUGUGCUGCUUCUUAUCAAGAUGGCCUCUUAACAUUCAUUAUUAAAAUAAUUUUGGAAAUGAAUAUUAAUAGGAAUUAAUAAAAUUUUAAAAAAUUUAUUAAUAUUUUCCUCCUUUCUAUAAGACUUUUAAAAAUUGUAAUAGUUGAUUUGUACUUUAGAAGUUUUCAUAAAAUGUAAUUACUUUAACUAAGUGUUGCUGCAGUUUAUUUCCUUGUGUUGUGUAGUUGAGAAAACUUUACGUAAGCAUUGUAAGCUUUUUAUUGGCAUGGGUAUGAAUCCUUAGGUAGCAGUUAUUGCAUUGUAGUAUAAAUUUACUCUUUAUAGCCUAAAAUUUCAUAAAAUGGUAGCUAAACCAUUAAUUAGCAAAAUAUUUUUUAAGGUAAUAUAAAUUGAAGGUAAAUAUUUGAACUUGUUCAAACUACCCAUGCCACUUGGAAAGUUUUAAGUAAAUUUCUGUCAAGGAAUCUUAAGUAAUAUAUAGUGAUUAUUGGCACUGUAGUGUUUUAAGUGUCUCCUAUUAUGGUAAAUAUUACAGUCAUUAGAAAUUAAGUUAAGUUUUAAGCUUCAUUAGAAAUUAAUGCCUAAUAUGACUUUAGUUUUGCUGUGCACAAAAUUUUUUUAAUUUAGCAUUUGUUUUAGUGUAGUCAAGGUAGUCUUUUUAAAAUGAAUUGGCAAACUUUUUCAGAAUCAUGAACAACACAAGAAAGUUGCAUUAAUAUGAAGGAAGUGAUAUUUCUUCUUUCUCAACCAAAACAAAGAGUAAAGGGGAAAUAGUGUAGUAUUUUCUCACUUACCUCUUUGAUAGUUUAGUUUAUUGAAUACCAAAAAAGAAUCCAAAUUAGAAGUUGCACAUGCCAGUUCUCCCCCCCUUUUGUGUGUAUUAAUGUUUUUUUUUUUUUUUACAUUAGAAAUAUUUUUAUGCCCUUUUUUAACAUAUUUCAACUUUAGUUUAUUUUGUUCAUGGAAACAUCUAUAACUUAUCAAGAUAUUGAGCAAUUUAAAAUUUAACUUUUAUGAUAACACACAAUUAUGUGUUUUAAUGGUUAUAUGCUUAUUGAUCUGUUGUGUUAGAUGUGAAAAACAAAUUUAAGUCAAGGAAUUUGCGUGUCAGAUUUAUAACCAUUUGGUGCCAACUUUUUUAUGAGAAAUUAUUAUUGUAAUUAUUAGCCAGAAUUCUCUUUUCUUGUACAUAGACUAAUUUGUUAUUUGUAUUUAAUUGCAUUUUAUAAUCGUUAGUCUUGUGCUAGGUUAGGCAGGAAAGACUGCUUAGCUGAAGAGUUGGAUUUUGGGUACAGAUAUUUUUAAUAAAUUUUUCAGUAAUGUAUUAAAUAUGUUGAAUGAAUGAAAGUGAGUGUUUUAUUUUCUAAUGUAAAAUUUGAAAUCGUGUUUUAGAAGAUUGGUUGAUUUUGCUGCUGAGACAGGAUAUGUUAAUAUGUUGUAUACCAGUGAUCUCCUUAAACCAAACUUAAAUGAAAUAUAAAUUUUUGUCCUCUGUAUGUAAGUAAUUGUUACAACUAGGUCUUGUAUGCCUGAGGUACUCAAAUGGGUUGUAUGUCUGAAUUUUCAGAUGCAGGUAAUACUAAAGUGAUUUUUUUUUUUUUUAAUAGUGAAAAUAACUUUUGAAAUAAAAUGUUUUAGAGAGGGAAAUUCUUAAGUAUUUUGUAAUUAAAAAUAUUUUACAUGCUAAAAUUUUGAGCACAAAAGAAGGAUUUUUGUUAAACGUCUCUUUCAAGGGUAUAUUAUUGUAUAUAUAUGUGCUUUUGGCACUUUUUAAUCAUAACAGAGGUUUUGCAUAUUAUUUAUGCAAGGAAAUUAAUAUUAUUUCAGUGACAUAUAACUUGCAGUAAUUUUUCCCUUUUCUCAUAUUCAUCAUCUCAACCAUUUUUAGUUUUCUUGUAGGGAUUGAAUGUUGGCUUAAAUUAUUAAUCAAGCUUUUCUCUUUUCAAUUUUGGCUUUACUAUCUCAUGUAUACAGUUUGUUUCCUUAAUAAUAGUGAAGGUUAAAUGUUAGCUGAUUUAUAUGUAGUAAAAAGUGUGGAAGAUUUGUCUUGCCUUGGAAUAAGAGAGAACUGUUGUGAUAAUUGUUUUAAUGGAGCAUUAUAAGUGUGCAGAGAUUUAAAAGUCAGGCAGUAAACAAAAUAUCAUUUUUUUUUAAAGAAAAAAUGAAUGUUGGGAUUCAAAAAUCCUUCUUAAAACCAAAUGAACAUUGCUAAAAUAUCUAAGAAAAAUGGUUUCUCCUUGUAAAUGAAAAUCAUGUCUAAAUAUAUAAAUCAUUGAUAUGAUUUUGUACAGUGCAUGUAUAGUUUUUCCUCUCUUUUUUUUUUAUAUACCUAGAGUUAAGAAUUCUGUAUUAUGUCAUUUCAGUUGUUCAGCAUAAGGUAUGCUGAGUAGAAAUAAAUAAAGAGAGAGAGAGAGUGGUAUAAUGGCAACAAGCUUCUAUAUUCUGUUAAACCCUUGAGUUAAUUAUUACUAUUUUGAGAACUAUUAAGUAUGCGAGAAUUUUUAGUUAUUAGUACUGUACCAUUUAAGUGUGAGGCUGAAACUUUUUAAACUGGUCUGGUAUGUUUUACACACAUGAUUUUAAAAACAUAUUAACCCUUCAAGCAGCCAAGAGUUUGGCCUUGAACCCUUAAAUUUUUAAUAAAAGCAAUGACUAAGUGACAUUUUCUUGGUUGAAAUUUUGAAAUGACCUUUCCAGUUUGUACUUUUUUUCCCUAACAUAUAUGGUACUAUAAUUGGACACAUUUUAAGAUGCACUUAUGUGCAUUUAAAGAUGUAACUAAUAUUUUAAUGUAUGUAUAUAUAUAUAUAUAUAUAUAUACAGUUUGAUUGUUUAGAGGGUUAAGAGUUUUCUAUCAUCAAGGUGUGAAUUAAGAUGUAUUGCAUAUUAAGAGAAAUCAAAGUAUCAAGAUCCUUAUUUUCUUAGCUUAUAUAAUUUAAAUUAAACUUUCAUUAUCUCUGGUAUAUUUCUCAUAUAUUGCAGCCAUUCAGAAGUCUUUUUAGAUCUGUUAAAUAGAGCUUCCUAUUUUCAUUAAUAGGAUUGUUAUUAAAUAAAGUUCUGUAUAGUGAAUUUUUCUUACAUAAAUUUUAAUUAUCAAAUCAGUGAUGAACUGUAUUAUUUCAUGAAAUAUGUUCACUAUAAAUUUGCUAUGUACUGUACUAAAUAAAUGGGUUUCUGUUUCCCCUCAUUCUUUUUUCCCUCCAAUUUUAAUUCAGUGGUGGGAUUUAAGUGUAGAAGAACCAAUUCAUUGCUAAAAUAUGUUACAAACUCCGUUACUACAUAAUGAUAGAUUAGCUAAAUAAGUAUCAUUCACUUUUAAGACUAAAUUUCCAUGAACUGGCUGAAUCCUUCCUCUGUUUGACUCCAUUACAUUGAGCGUUCAAUUAUACUAAAUUCAAUAAGUACUUUUUAUGUUGUUGUGUUGAAGUACUGUUUAAAGUUUAAAUAGCACUUUAGAGCAAUAGCAGGCUGUUUUCUGAUAAUUUUAAUCCUAAAUUAUGUUUCUUGAGCUGAAAUGUGUGAAAUUUGCUGAUUUUUAUUUUCAUAAAUGAAGGAGAAUAUUUGAAAAGUAGUAUAUAAGGUUGUUAUCCCAAUCAUUUAAAAGUUCAUUUAACUGUUAAAAACAAGGAAUAUUUACUUCUUCCUUCUGCUUAAAAAAUUACUUUUCAAGUGCCGUAUGAAUUUAUAGGUGCUUCAGAGUCCAUGAAUGGACAUACAUAGUACUAUUUCUAUUUUCAGGUAUUUCUAGUAAAGUAGGGAAACUUAAAUGUCUUGAUAGAUCUCAAAAAAUCUUUGUAUGUGUGUUUUCUCCAUUUUAUGAAAUGAUGGUUUACAGAACUUGAAGUAGUCUCGUGUACAGUUUUUUAGAGCAUUAAUUUUACAUAAUUUAAAAAUAUUUUUGAUUACUGCCUUUAAAAUUCUUAAAGUAUAAUUUUUAAAAUGUAUAAAAUUAAGUGUGGAAUUUUGAUUUAACUUUUUAAAAGAAUGUAUACAUAUGAAAUAAUUUACAAAGUUUCCUUUGUGAUUAUGUUGUUUUAUUAUUCUUCUAGAUUAAUCUUUGGUUAUGAAUUCAUAUAAUGGAAUUUUUUAUUCUGUAUUUGUGUGAUGCAUAUAUAAUAACUGCUGUAAAAUUUAAUUAUUUGCAGUUUUUGUAAAGAGAAAUGUUUAUACUUACUCAUUUAUUUAUUUAUUUCAUUAUUUGAUAACUUACUAUUUUAUUAAAGGGGAUUGUGUAUAUGUAUCAUAAGGCCAUGGAGGUAUAAAAUUUGAAUUUAUUUUACUAAAACAAAUGAAUUUAUUUAUGUAUCAAAUAUAACAUGGUGUAACUAACAGAAAUUUUAGAACAGAGGGGAUUUGAAACGUGUUAUGUUGAAUUUCAAUGUUGCUUAGAAGCUGUUAUUAUCAAAAUCACAGUAUGUUAAUAAAAGAAAUCAGUUGAAAUAUAAGAGAGAUGACUGUGUCAGAUUUUGAUAUGUAUAUUUGAUUUGCAAUAUGACUGUAUCUGUGUUUAAGUAAUAUAAUUAUCUAAACUUUUUUGAUACUACAUUUAUAUUUUAACCAGUUUUAUGACUGAUUUCUUUUGAAUGUGUCUAAAUUUAAGGAAUAAUAGUGUGAAUGUGAAAUACAAUCUUUGACCUUUGCAAUAAGAUUUAAUUACAAUCAUUAUACUGUUGGAAUAUCUUAAAAGAUUUGUAUUAAUUAUUUUAACAGGAGUAUCACAAUAAUGGUAAGGGAAAUAACAUGCCAUAUUAGUUUUUUAAUAAUUUUUUUUUAAAAAUUGGUUUUUCCAAGCAUUGCGUUUUCCAUAUAAGGUUUUCUGUCUUUGAAGAGUUUGUACUCUACAUACUAUCUGCUGUUUAUACUGCUAUGAACUUGCAAAAAUUAAAGCAAAAACACGAGAAUAAUUUUUCAUCUAGUCUUUUUGCAUAAAAGCUGUAGUUAAAUGUUUUCAGACUAGGAAAAAAAAUUACUCUGAAUAGUUUUAACUCUGCAGUUUUGCCUGAACUGUGCUUUUACAUAUCGCUGAGUAAAUACAUGACAGAUGGUGCAGUUCUUUGAUUUUUUCCUUUGUGAUGUCAACUGCACUGAUCAGCAAGAACUGCUGUGUAAAGCAUCAAAGGAAGACUAAUUGUGACAAAAGAUAAUUAGUGAUUAUAUACAUAUGAUGUGCCUAGUUUUGAUAAAUAAAUGACCUCAAGUUUUUCUUUUGUUUGUAUGUGCACAAAAAGUGAGUGAAGUUUUAUCUCGUGUGACUAUUUUUCACGUUACGCAAAGCUCCCCUUGUGCUGUGAAUGUAAAAAAUACUGCUUGCAUAAUUCUUUGCAAACAAGAUAGUGUAUGUUUAAAAAUGUAUAAUUAUUGUUAUUGUUAUUAUAGACUGGUUUUGCAAAGAAAUAAUGCUGUAUAAUAUUGCUGCCUCACCCAAGAUUUGUAUGGUAUAACAAAAGUAAAAUGUGAAAAAUGUUUUUACAUUUAUUAACAAAUUUUUACUUUUAUUUUUUAAGUGAUGUGAUGUAAGUUAUGUAAGUAUACUAGGAAUUUGAAUAAAUUGUAAAGAAUUACUUA
Messenger RNA from Stegodyphus dumicola, 8443 nucleotides. RefSeq names its product casein kinase I-like. Gene Ontology annotation, biological process: protein phosphorylation. The record is from RefSeq and is a predicted model, not a curated record. Lineage: Eukaryota; Metazoa; Arthropoda; Arachnida; Araneae; Eresidae. Gene Ontology annotation, molecular function: ATP binding; protein kinase activity.